AUGACCCAGGAUGGCCCGGGCAGCUCGCCUGUUUCACUUCAUAAUGGUUCUGUAGGUGAUUACAUUCGUCGACUGGAGAUGCAAAACGCUUGUUUUCAGGAGGCGCUCUUCCACGCAUCACGCUAUACAUCUGCAGUGCAAGGAAAGCUUUCCUUGGAUCCCUGCGAAAGUCAAGAGCUGGAGGACCUAUAUAUCUCUUGGUCUACGGCGUUGCAGCGGUGCCAGUUGCAAAGCCAGGAUCGUCUAUCACAACAUGAUCAACUCCCAGAAAGGACGGCGCCAUCUAUCUUAGCUUCUGACAGGGUGGACGGCUCUGGAUCGUCUCCGAUGCCAAGAAUCUUGCGUGAUUGCCUCAUAAUACAGACUGAUGGGGUCUCUGAGGCACUGGAAGGUCAGACCGUACACACCUACACCGCAGAACUCCGCCUUCUGAGGGAGAAAGUAGUUGUAUUACAAGAAGAAUUUAGUAAGGAGCACGAUCUUCGCGUGGCCUCAGAGAAGCUUAACACCUGUCUUCAGAGCGAGAUACGGUCGCAAGCCGAGUCUCUUAAGGAGUGUAAUGACGAAAACACUGAGUUGCAUAAUAAGAUCCGGGCCCUCAAGGCACAGAUACAUGAGAUGGACACCUCUGCUGAGACAGCAUAUGACGACAACUUGAAGCUAGCUGAACGAGUUCGUCAUCUCACAGGAUCCAUGAAUGAAAUUAGAGUACGAGUAAGCACGGUCCUCCGCCUAUUUGGAAGAAAGCCAAGUUCUCACAGGUCUGCGCGUCCAGUGUCAGCCGCAGCUGCCACAGGAAUGCGUCGUGCGAUAUCCUACGAUAUUAAUUCUGAAGGGAUACUCGAGGACUGCAAGCAGCUCCAUCUACUUGUUGCACCACUCCUAGAUGCCACCUCAACUCGUGACUCAGGUACCGCAGAUUAUUCCAGUGGCCUGCCUCUGAACUGUGAUGAGCCAGCACCAACCGCUGAGCACUCGCCACUGACGCAUAACUCUGUCAUCCAGCAGCCCCUGACAACGACUGCCGGUGACUCAUUAUCUCCACCAAGCAAGGACCUAACAUCAGCAGAGAGUACACCUUUGCCAAUGCAAGCUGUGGUGCAGCGCCUGCAGGAAUUUGAAAAGGUCAAAGAACAACUAACUCUCCUUACAGUUGAAGCCCAGAGUGCUCAGACCCUGUUACAACAUGCUGUCCACGAUAAGGAGCUAGCUGAAAAGAAGUCUUCCGAGUAUCAGGACCGGCUUUCACGUGCAGAAGCUGAGGUCAAGCGUAUGAGCAAGACGCUGCACAACUUGAUGGAGGCCAUUAUAAACUUCGAUUCAUGCUCGGACCCUCCCAUCUUCGAUACGGCUGCGAUCGCUCAGGAGUCACUAGAUUUGGUAGAGCCAGUAGCCAGGCCCAUCAUUGAAUCCCUAUCUAUACACGAUAAGAAUUCUGUCACGAUUGUUAAACUCUUGCAGCAACAGAUUGAUACCUUGAAGCUCGAAGCCGAAAAGUUGAGACUGUCCAAUCUGAUGCUGUUGAAGCGGGAGGCGUGCAACACUAGUGUCAUUCGUAACAUGGAGCAGCAACUUCGUCGUCUGUCCGACGAGAACUUUUUCCUUGCAGGAGAGAAUUCUGUCCUUCUAGGAGCGAAGGGUGUGGUAAAUCCUAACGUCGGACUCACUACGUUAACUAAUGAUAACAAAGCUCUGAGAGAGCAACUUGUAAGCAUCCAGCAGAAACAUUCUCAGCUUAAGAAUGAGCACGACAAGCUAGUAUCUAGUUACAAGGCGCUUAAGAUAGAGCUUGAUGAGGAGCAGGGGCGACGCGCCAGAGCUGAGGAUCGAUGUACAAUAAUGCGGGACGAGAUUCAGGAACUCAAUGACUGUCGUCGAUCGCGAUCUGCAUCUCGGGCUGGUAGUCGCAGGAGUAGUGUAAGUGGCCCGCCAUCCGUCAACGGCUUUCGUGAUGAUCCACAAGGAGCUAAUGACAUCAUUCGCAGCCUCAAGCGGACAAUUGCGACAGUUCGUCUGGAGAAUGUUAGUCUAUCAAGCCAGAUAGAGACUCUCAUCUUCAGCGAAGCUAGAACUAAGCAAUGUGUCACUCAACUCAUGCUAGAAAAUCAUAAGCUUGUUACUGAAGCAGUCUGCAGAGAUGUUUUAGUGUCUGCCCUGCAGAACGAGGCACAGCGCCACCAACAGACUCUUCUUCGGAUGUGCGUUCUCGCCCCCUCAGAUAACGCUCACGAGAAGCUAAACGAACACAUAGCCAAGUUAGAAGAGCAAUUGUUGGCCAGAGACAAAGCUUUAGAAACACUACAUGAGGAGCGUGUCAAGCUAGCGACGAAGGAAGCAGCUCUUUGCAUGGAUAUAGACGGGCUGUCCACGGAGAAUGUACGCCUUACCAUAGAAAAUGGCAAUUUGAUCAAUCAAUUAGAAGUCUUAAAACAGCCACAACGGCACUCUCCAGACGCUCAGACUGCGUCCUGUAUUACGAAUAGGACAGCCACAGAAACGGUAGAUAAGAUCUGUGUCAGCACCCCUAACUCCUGUGAAGGAGCAUCCAAUAGUAGGUUACUAUUUACGUUGGCGAGGGCUGACAUAGUUCUCAACCAGAAGCAUCCUUCUAGCGACAGCUGCGUAGAGGCGGAGCUUUCAAGAGUUUCUGACUCCAUGGACAAAUUAGCUCUGCAAAACAAACACCUUCAACAUGAAAAUAUCCAAAUAAAACAUCGUCUCAAAGAAGUCGAGAGACAACACCUGGUACCGCAUGAUUCCUUGCUCAGAAUGGCACGAUACUUGAAUGAGAAAGAAGAGGAGCUUUUCAUUAUUGUAGAGAUGGCUCAGACUCAUAAUUCCCAGUUAGUUGGGCUCCAUAACUACGUCAACAGACUCAUGAAUGAGUGCCUUUCUCCAGUUGAAAAUGACAUGCGCCCCUCAAUAGAAGCAUCGGAUGUCACAUCUCUCCAGAUCAAGCAGCUCCUUAGACAGCUUGUCAAGGAGGUGAUCUCCUUGAAGCCCAUGGCCAUAAGCUCUAGAACAGCCAGUCUCCGUGUCUCUACCGCUUCUGAGCUUCUCCAACGAUUCACUUCAGCAUAA
This is a messenger RNA of Giardia duodenalis, 3081 nucleotides long. RefSeq lists its product as uncharacterized. Lineage: Eukaryota; Fornicata; Diplomonadida; Hexamitidae. Bases 1 to 3081 code for a protein of 1026 amino acids. The record is from RefSeq and is a predicted model, not a curated record. The transcript has a single exon.